AUGGCUCUGCAUGUCACCGUGGUGGUGUUCGUUUUCAGCGGUAACCGCAGCGCUCGCCACGAAGAGCGCCACUACGGUCACCUCUCAGCGACCGGUGGCAGCUCCGACGCAAUGGCGGCGUCCAGUGGGAACCCUUCUGUGAAUCUGCUCAUACGAAUGAAACAAUACCACAAGCGGGCCUUCAACUUCAUCUCCAAGGCGCUCAAGUAUGACGAGUUGGCCAAUGACCUCUACCCCAAAGAUAUAGAGGAACUACAGAAAAGCAUCGACAACAACUUCGCUCAAAAAAAAUGUCCUUUAUGGGAGUGGACGCACAGGCUUACUGAUAAGAUGAAGGUGAACCUCGACAUGGCCAAGGACAGGCUAGACUUCUUAAAGAGCAUGGUAAAGAUAGAAAACGUCGGCGAUGAUUUGUCCUGGCAUGCGAGCGUGGCCCGGCCUCAGGCCAACGAGAAGCGCCGAGGAUGGCAGAAGGCGGCACAAGGCCACGACGCAGCCCCAAUACUAGGCGGUCCCACGUGGCAAAAAAUGGCCGAAAAUUGCGGUCCUGGCGGCCAAGUGAAUGACAGCUCGCCACCUCUGCCGCCGCGUUCGGGUGUUAUGCUGAAGAACCAGGCCGCAAAAGCAUCACGGCUCUGGACCAUUGCCGACGGCAGCGAGGUGGCCGCUACCCGCAGUAACCAAACGCACAGCAGCCCAAGGGUGUACAGCCACAUACUGCAGCAGCGGCCCGACUCCAAACGAUCCUUUCGUGGCGGUAGAGAAGGAAGGCGGGUGUGGACACUAAAGGGCGUGGGCUCGCUAUUCGCCCACAUGAUUCUCGACGAGAUCCGAGACGGUGGGCCUGAGGUGCUUUCCCGUGACAUUGCUAGUCAAGAAGUGACCAAGCAUGAACUAAUUGAAAUGGUGAUACUGCCCACAGACAGGCCAGAGCUGUUCACAAGUUUUUGA
Rhipicephalus microplus (southern cattle tick) is the source of this 951-nucleotide messenger RNA. Its product is annotated as spastin-like. NCBI's taxonomy places the organism in Eukaryota, Metazoa, Arthropoda, Arachnida, Ixodida, Ixodidae. The record is from RefSeq and is a predicted model, not a curated record.